CAGAGCAGAGCACUGGGUCAGACACAGAGGUGCUGGCAGAAAGGACGUCCUGCUCAUUUGGCUCCCAUUCUGACCUUACAUCCGGUGGCUCAGGCCCUCAGCCUCCUCCACCUUCAUCCAUGGAAGAGAUCCAGGUAGAGCUGCAGUGUGCUGACCUCUGGAAAAGAUUUCAUGACAUUGGGACAGAGAUGAUCAUCACAAAAGCAGGCAGGAGAAUGUUUCCAGCCAUGAGAGUGAAAAUUACAGGCUUGGAUCCCCACCAGCAGUAUUAUAUUGCCAUGGACAUUGUGCCUGUGGAUAACAAGAGAUACAGAUAUGUGUAUCACAGCUCCAAGUGGAUGGUGGCUGGCAAUGCUGACUCCCCAGUGCCCCCGAGGGUUUACAUCCACCCUGACUCACUGGCUUCUGGAGACACCUGGAUGAGGCAGGUGGUCAGUUUUGACAAGCUCAAGCUGACCAACAACGAGCUAGAUGAUCAAGGCCAUAUAAUCUUACAUUCAAUGCAUAAGUACCAGCCCCGUGUUCAUGUCAUCCGCAAGGAUUUCAGCAGUGAUCUUUCUCCUACAAAGCCAGUUCCUUCAGGAGAUGGGGUGAAGACCUUCAACUUCCCUGAGACUGUCUUCACCACAGUGACAGCCUACCAAAAUCAACAGAUCACCAGAUUAAAAAUUGACAGAAACCCCUUCGCUAAAGGUUUCAGAGAUUCUGGGAGAAACAGGACGGGGCUGGAGGCCAUUAUGGAGACCUAUGCUUUCUGGAGGCCCCCCGUGCGCACUCUCACCUUUGAAGACUUCACUACCAUGCAGAAGCAACAAGGAGGCAGCACAGGCACCUCCCCGACCACCUCCAGCACGGGGACACCGUCACCCUCUGCUUCCUCUCACCUUCUCUCUCCGUCCUGCUCCCCUCCAGCCUUUCAUCUGGCCCCCAACACUUUCAACGUUGGCUGCCGGGAGAGUCAGCUUUGCAACCUCAACCUGUCUGAUUAUCCCCCGUGUGCCAGAAGCAACAUGGCUGCCUUGCAGAGCUACCCAGGCCUGAGUGACGGCGGCUACAACCGACUGCAGAGCAGCACUGCUUCUGCCUCGCAGCCCUCCGAAACCUUCAUGCCUCAGAGGAAUCCAUCCUUGACUCCUUCCUCCCUGCCCAGCAACAGCAAGAUGGAGGCAUACAGCGGCCAGCUGGGAUCCUUCCCCAGCUCUCAGUUUCAGUAUGUCAUGCAAGCAGGCAACCCUGCCUCCACCUCCUCCUCUUCACACAUGUUCGGUGGUGGCCACAUGCAGCAGAGCUCCUACAAUGCCUUCUCCCUGCACAAUCCCUACAACCUCUAUGGAUACAAUUUCCCUGCUUCCCCCAGGCUGGCAGCAAGCCCGGAGAAACUCACCACCUCCCAAAGCACUUUACUCUGCUCUUCCCCAUCUAGCGGGGCCUUCGGAGAGAGGCAAUACCUUUCUGCGGGGAUGGAUCAUGGGAUGCACAUGAUCAGCCCUCCCUCCAGCAACCAGCAGACGGCCAACGCCUGUGACAACAGACAGUACGGUGCGGUUCAGGGCUCCUCCUCACAGAUGUCUGUGCACAUGGUCUAACAAGCCAUGCCUCUCCUUGGCCUCGAAGGCA
Messenger RNA from Cariama cristata (Red-legged seriema), 1617 nucleotides. It is a transcript of the gene TBX15, whose product is annotated as T-box 15. The transcript has 7 exons. The record is from RefSeq and is a predicted model, not a curated record. The coding region runs from base 120 to 1586 and encodes 488 amino acids. NCBI's taxonomy places the organism in Eukaryota, Metazoa, Chordata, Aves, Cariamiformes, Cariamidae. Gene Ontology annotation, biological process: regulation of transcription by RNA polymerase II; positive regulation of DNA-templated transcription; cell fate specification. Gene Ontology annotation, cellular component: nucleus. Gene Ontology annotation, molecular function: RNA polymerase II cis-regulatory region sequence-specific DNA binding; DNA-binding transcription factor activity, RNA polymerase II-specific.